Saprolegnia parasitica CBS 223.65 is the source of this 1943-nucleotide messenger RNA. Its product is annotated as TKL protein kinase. The record is from RefSeq and is a predicted model, not a curated record. The transcript has a single exon. Lineage: Eukaryota; Oomycota; Saprolegniomycetes; Saprolegniales; Saprolegniaceae. Bases 36 to 1943 code for a protein of 635 amino acids. Gene Ontology annotation, biological process: protein phosphorylation. Gene Ontology annotation, molecular function: ATP binding; protein kinase activity.
CGCGCGAGCCAGCAGUAGAAAGGCAGGACCGACCGAUGGCCGCCGACGACACGAGACGCAUGUUCACGAUCGCAGCGCUGGUCUGCCAGGUCGUGUCGACGGUCGCGGCCUCGUACAUGCUGCUGCGCAUCCGCCACACGACGGCCCUCUCGACAAAGCUCAUCUUUUACCGCGCGCUGAGCGACGUGGGCUUUUCGCUCACGGGCGCGAUAGCCAACGUCCUCGCCUUGCGUCGCGCGCCGCCGUCGUGGCCCAUUGACGUCUUCCUCAAGGCGCCGCACUGGAGCCUCGAGAUCUCGUCCUUUCUCUGGUCGAUUGCCCUCGCCUUGUACAUUUUGUUUCGGCAGAACCAGCGCGGCGACUUCUCGAUGAUCUUCACGCACACGGCGAUCUGGUCGCUCACGCUGCUCUACGCCGCGCUCGAGAUCUACGCGCUCGAGUCGAAUUCGCAGCAGGUGCCACUGAUCGCGCGCGUCGUCUGGGACACGCUCGCCCUCAUCGCGCUCGUGACCGUUCUCUAUACGCUCUGCUCGUUCCGGGCGCACAAGAUUCGGUCCGGCCAGCUCGGACAGAGCGUCGUCAUGGGCAAGCUCCUUGGCUACAUGCUCAUCUUCCUCGCGUUCGUGACACCCAACCUCACCAACGACGUGUGGUUCUUCGCGACCGGCGCGUUAACGCAGACGCCCGACGACGCCUUUGCCAACAUCUCGUCGAUCUUGUUUGCGCUGUGGCCGACCGGCAACUGCAUCGUGUUUCUUUCCAAAGUCAACUGCUACCGGCCGCCGACGUCCAAGAUUGACGAGGCGGCGCCGCCGCUCUCGCCGACCCAAGAGCUCCACGGGCUUGAGAUUGGCGAGAAGAUUGGCCAAGGCCUCGCGGUCGUGUACCGCGGCAAGUGGCGCGGCGCAGUCGUCGCCGUCAAGAUGAAGAUGCUGCUCCUCGACAACAACGACGAAGCGCUCGACCCGGCGUUUUUGCACGAGUGCAACGUCGAGAUCCAGCAAGAAGCCAUCGUGAUGAAGCGACUCACGCACCCUAACAUUGUGCUCUUCAUGGAGGCCGGGUUCCACCAAGGCUCGAUUUGCAUCAUCUCCGAGUACUGCGCGCGCGGCUCGCUCCGCGACGUGCUCUCGAAUGCGUAUGCGCUCAACGGGCGGAGCAUCAUUUGGCCGAUGAAGAUUCGACUCGCGCUGGGCCUUGCGUACGGACUGCAGUACCUGCACAACUCGCAGAUGAUCCAUCGGGACCUCAAGAGCCCCAACAUCCUCGUCGACGAGACGUGGCAUGCCAAGAUCGCCGACUUUGGCACGCUUCGCCUUGCCGAGAUCGUCCGGAGCCAGAACCACCACGUGUCGCCAGAGAUGACCGGCCUCGUCGGCACCACCCGCUGGAUGGCCCCCGAGGUCAUCAAGGGCCACAAGCAGUACACGGAGAAGAUUGAUAUUUAUUCGCUUGGCGUCAUCCUCUGGGAGCUCAUUGACGGCCGGAAGCUGCCGUACGACGAGAUCCGGUGGAACCACCAGAUUGAAGCCGCCAUCGUCCAAGGCAAGCGCCCGACGAUCGUCGCCAACUCGUGCCCGCCGCGCUGGAAGGUGCUCGUCUCCAUGUGCUGGCAAGUCGACCCGACGCAGCGCCCGACGAUCGCGCAGCUCAUUCGAUCGCUGCACCGCGUCGCGAAAGAAGACAUCAAGGACGCACUGCACAAGAACUUGCCCUUCGUCGGCAACCUGCAGCAGAUGGACUGCGACUACAUCCUCAAGAAUACGCGCUGCGAGGUCGACAUUGAGCCGCCGGGCACCUUGUACUUUAAGCGCACGGCCAGCGACGUGAGCCUCCUCUCGGCCACGAGCACGAAUUCGCACCUCAAGCACAUUCCGCUGCUCGAAGAGACCAACACGGGGCGGUCUGGCGGCGGCAAGUCGAGCUUCUACGCCUUGGCCUAG